Python bivittatus (Burmese python) is the source of this 2023-nucleotide messenger RNA. The record is from RefSeq and is a predicted model, not a curated record. NCBI's taxonomy places the organism in Eukaryota, Metazoa, Chordata, Lepidosauria, Squamata, Pythonidae.
CACAGUUUUUACCACUUCUCCUGCGGGUGCAACACCCAGCCCUCCCUCACAGGCCACUAGCACCGUCAACAUUGCCACUUCAACCACACGGUCCAUGAGCACUCUCUCCAGCGAAACACGCAGCCCCACAACUGCACACAGCCCCCCAGCAGAUACAAACAGUACAGUAGGCGGUCCGACUUCGAACACAGCAUCUGCAAGUACUGCCUCGCCUGAAGCACAAGUCUCCCCAACCACGUCGAGCCCCACAGAUGGGCCAGACAACCAUGGACCCACACACAGCACUUCCGUGCAGAGCAGUACCCCGGUGAGCACCCCGACUAUAGACAUGGGUCCCCCAAGUACUCUCCCUGGGGGAACGCACAGCUCCACCACUCAAGUUAGUGGUGGGAGUGUAGCCACAGGUUUUACCACUUCUCCUGCGGGUGCAACACCCAGCCCUCCCUCACAGGCCACUAGCACCGUCAACAUUGCCACUUCAACCACACGGUCCAUGAGCACUCUCUCCAGCGAAACACGCAGCCCCACAACUGCACACAGCCCCCCAGAAGAUACAAACAGUACAGUAGGCGGUCCGACUUCGAACACACCAUCUGCAAGUACUGCCUUGCCGGAAGUACAAGUCUCCCCAACCACGCCGAGCCCCACAGACGGGCCAGACACCCAUGCACCCACACACAGCACUUCCGUGAACAGCACUACCCCGCUCAGCGCCCCGACUAUAGACAUGGUUCCCCCAAGUACUCUCCCUGGGGGAACGCACAGCUCCACCACGACGCUCAGCACUCAAGUCAGUGAUGGGACUGUAGCCACAGGUUUUACAACUUCUCCUGCAGGUUCAACACCCAGCCCUCCCUCAGAGGCCACUAGCACCGUCAACAUUGCCACUUCAACCACACAGUCCAUGAGCACUCUCUCCAGCGAAACACGCAGCCCCACAACUGCAAACAGCCCCCCAGCAGAUACAAACAGUACAGUAGGUGUUCUGACGUCCAACACAGCAUCUGCAAGUACCGCCUCGACUGAACUACAACUGUCCCCAACCACUUCGAGCCCCACAGACGUGCCAGAAACCCAUGGACCCACACACAGCACUUCCGUGAACAGCACUACCCCGCUAAGCGCCCCGACUACAGACAUGGUUCCCCCAAGUACUCUCCCAGGGGGAACGCACAGCUCCACCACGACGCUCAGCACUCAAGUCAGUGAUGGGAGUGUAGCCACAGGUUUUACCACUUCUCCUGCAGGUGCAACACCCAGCCCUCCCUCACAGGCCACUAGCACCGUCAACAUUGCCACUUCAACCACACGGUCCAUUAGCACUCUCUCCAGCGAGACACGCAGCCCCACAACUGCACACAGCCCCCCAGCAGACACAAACAGUACAGUAGGCAGUCCGACUUCGAACACAGCAUCUGCAAGUACUGCCUUGCCUGAAGUACAAGUCUCCCCAACCACGCCGAGCCCCACAGACGGGCCAGACACCCAUGCACCCACACACAGCACUUCCGUGAACAGCACUACCCCGCUGAGCGCCCCGACUAUAGACAUGGCCCCCCCAAGUACCCUCCCUGGGGGAACGAACUGUACACCCAGGACGCUCAGCACUCAAGUCAGUGAUGGGAGUGUAGCCACAGGUUUUACCACUUCUCGUGCAGGUGCAACACCCAGCCCUCCCUCACAGGCCACUAGCACCGUCAACAUUGCCACUUCAACCACGCCAUCCACGAGCACUCUCUCCAGCGAGACACACAGCCCCACAACUGCACACAGCCCCCCAGCAGAUACAAACAGUACAGUAGGCGAUCCGACUUCGAACACAGCAUCUGCAAGUACUGCCUUGCCUGAAGUACAAGUCUCCCCAACCACGCCGAGCCCCACAGACGGGCCAGACACCCAUGCACCCACACACAGCACUUCCGUGAACAGCACUCCCCCGCUGACCACCCCGACCAUAGACAUGGUUCCCCCAAGUACUCUCCCGGGGGGAACGCACAUUUCCACCAGGACGCUCAGCACUCAA